This is a messenger RNA of Fonsecaea multimorphosa CBS 102226, 1389 nucleotides long. RefSeq lists its product as uncharacterized. Gene Ontology annotation, biological process: protein deneddylation. Gene Ontology annotation, molecular function: metallopeptidase activity; protein binding. Gene Ontology annotation, cellular component: COP9 signalosome. The transcript is spliced from 2 exons. The coding region runs from base 1 to 1389 and encodes 462 amino acids. Lineage: Eukaryota; Fungi; Ascomycota; Eurotiomycetes; Chaetothyriales; Herpotrichiellaceae. The record is from RefSeq and is a predicted model, not a curated record.
AUGGCCGACCCUUCGAAGAAUCCCCUCCUCUCCUCGAGGCCCUCAGAAAGUGACCUCACCGUGUCUCUCCACCCUCUUGUUCUCCUCACUAUAUCGGACCAAGUCACAAGACAUUCCGUACGAAAACAGCCAGGUCCCGUAGCAGGUGCGCUUCUUGGACAGCAAAGAGGCAGAGAAAUCACAGUGGAACAUGCCUUUCCUGCAGCAUUAGUGAGAAGUCCAGAAGGCCAGUGGCGAUUCAACUUUGAGUGGAUGGAAACGAGGAUCCAGCAAUAUAUUGCAGUCCAUAAAUCACCCGCGCUUGGAUUCGUUGGCUGGUUCACCCUUUGCCCUCCUGAAGGUCCCUUGCCCGAACUUGUCCCUCUCCAGGAACAAGCCAUCAAUUUCUACAAUGACAACGCCAUUCUCCUAGCCUUACACCCCGAAGCAAUCCAGUCAGGGGAAAAUGUUGGAGGAAAGCUGCCCAUCACGAUUUACGAGAGCGUUGACGACCGAGAACAGCACAAGGAUGAGGCGUCAAUGCAAACUGAUGGGGUAGAAGGGUCAAUGCAGAUUGACGCAGAAGAGACAUCCGUCACCAAGUUUCGCCAACUACCAUACACGAUUGAGACAGACGAGACAGAAAUGAUUGCAAUAGACUAUGUCGCCAAAGGAGCAGGUGGUGCCGCGGCUAUCGACCAUGCACCACCCCAGGAGCCAGCUUCAACAUCCUUCGAAGUACCCCAGACAGAAAAUAAAGGCAAAAAGCGAGCAGACCUAAGGUCAGAGACUCCUGACAGACAAGAAAUAAGUGGCGCAGAGGGGCAAGUGAAGGCUCUCACACCGGAAGAAGAAGACCAGAUCGCAGGUAUAACGACCAGGCUCAACGGCGUAAAGAUGCUCCAGUCACGUCUUGAACUCUUGAGAACCUUUAUCCAGUCCCUUCCGCCCUCAUAUAUCUCUGCCCCAGACUCUGACACGGGGACCGUUCCCCUGACGCCGACAGCCCCGGAAUCAUCCCAUCUCCCUCACCUCCGCAACAUUCAAGCAUUGCUCACACGCCUUUCCCUCCUCACCCCUCCCACAGAAUCCACCCAAGACCACCCCUUGGCGUCUGCUUCCCUUGCACAGGCCAACGAUGUUUCCCUCGUCAGCCUUCUCGCUCUCCUAGGCCAAGACAUCCAGGCCCUUUCGGAGCUUGGUCGAAAAGCUGUCACAGUGGAAGCGAAUAAGAACAACUCAAAAGGCAAGCACCAACAGCAAGGAGGUCCGAAAGGUGGCGGUGGCGGUGGAGGGGUAGGGGGAAUGGGCCCCGGCGGACCAACUGGCUUUGCGAGCAUGGACGACGGUGAUCCUCGAUUUGCCGGCAUUGGCGGAGUCAACAGUGCAGGAGCGUCGGCCAUGGUUUAA